UUGUGUGUAGGUGUGUGCGUGCACACACCAGACUGCCGUGCAGAGAGCAACAGUUCACUCGGUCGUCACUGAGGCUACUUCUCACCACCGAUCCAGGAGUCGCAGAUCAUCUCCAAACCCCAAAGACGGGACACCGGGUCUGGGGCAGACAAGACUACAGCGUUCUCUCUCUUCCCGCUACGCUUCCAGCAGAGGGAGGCAGGAAAGGCAGCCCAGGGAAAGUCACUCAGGCAGGCAGAGAGGCAGCCAGACCUUUCCCUCCCCAGCUGCACCUGGAGUUCACCACUGGGACACUUCUGCCUGACAACUCCCUGGCUCGUCACUGAGACUCACUCGUGGCUGUGGACUAUAUUUCACACACACCUCUCCUCUGCAUCUGUGGCUUCGGAGGGUGUGUGUUCUGAUUGCGACUUGGGUGCUGUGUGAAUAUACACACACACACACACACAAACACCAAGACUAUCGACCUCAUCGCCUGUCACAUUAGCACAACAGAGGACAGGCAGAGCAGGAAAAGGACUUAGUUUGGUGCUGGUUUGUCUUGCUGUUAGCCCUGAAAGCUUGCAGGCGUUAAUUGAGUUGAGACAGCUCUGUGGGCACCUCUGCGGGGCUGCUCGAAGGACAGAGAGGGGACAGAGCCAGAGACGCAGCAGCAUGUUUGACUGUGUGGAGGCCCUGGGGGUGGCCCCCAGGCCCCUGUACGAUGUGUCCGCCCAGGGCUCCUGCAUGCUGCGCAAGGUCAGCUCCUUCUUCCCCAACCUGGAGUCCUUCUCAUGGGCUGCCACCAUGCAGUCGGUGGAGACGCAGAGCACCAGUUCAGAGGAGAUGGUCCCCAGCUCCCCCUCCCCUCCCCCUCCACCGCGCAUCUACAAGCCAUGCUUCGUGUGCCAGGACAAAUCCUCCGGCUACCAUUAUGGAGUCAGCUCCUGCGAGGGAUGCAAGGGCUUCUUCCGGCGCAGCAUCCAGAAGAACAUGGUGUACACCUGCCACCGAGACAAGAACUGCCAGAUCAACAAGGUGACGCGCAACCGCUGCCAGUACUGCCGGCUGCAGAAGUGCUUCGAGGUCGGCAUGUCCAAAGAAGCUGUGAGGAAUGACAGGAAUAAGAAGAAGAAGGACAUUAAGGAGGAGGUGGUGCUUCCGGAGAGCUAUGAGUUGAGUGGAGAACUGGAGGAGCUGGUCAACAAAGUUAGCAAGGCCCACCAGGAGACCUUCCCCUCACUCGGCCAGCUGGGCAAAUACACUACUAACUCUAGUGCGGACACCAGAGUGCAGCUGGAUCUGGGGCUGUGGGACAAGUUCAGUGAGCUCUCCACCAAGUGCAUAAUCAAGAUCGUAGAGUUUGCCAAACGCUUGCCCGGAUUCACCACUCUCACCAUCGCUGAUCAAAUCACCCUGCUCAAAUCAGCAUGCCUAGAUAUCCUGAUGCUGCGUAUCUGCACGCGCUACACUCCAGAGCAGGACACCAUGACCUUCUCAGAUGGGCUAACGCUCAACCGCACACAAAUGCACAACGCUGGCUUCGGCCCCCUCACUGACCUAGUGUUUGCAUUUGCCGGGCAACUGCUGCCCCUGGAGAUGGACGACACAGAGACAGGCCUCCUCAGUGCCAUCUGCCUGAUCUGUGGAGACCGUAUGGACCUGGAGGAGCCAGAGCGUGUUGACCGGCUGCAAGAACCGCUGCUAGAGGCACUGAAGCUGUACGCUCGUCGCCGCCGCCCCAACAAGCCCCACAUGUUCCCACGCAUGCUCAUGAAGGUUACUGACCUCAGAGGCAUCAGCACCAAAGGAGCCGAGCGAGCCGUCACGCUGAAGACGGAGAUCCCUGGCCCCAUGCCGCCUCUAAUCCGCGAGAUGCUGGAGAACCCAGAAGUGUUCGAGGAGGCCGCAGAGGCCGCCAGGGCGGCUGAGAGUGCCAGCGGGGCCUCCACAGCCUCAGCCUCCACCCAGCCACCCCCCGCCAUCCAGGCCAUCAAGCGUGAGCGCGAGGAAGAGGAAUCGACCCUGGAGGAGGAGGACGAUGAUGAAGAGGAUGGGGACGAGGACAGAGAGCGAGGAGGGGACAGCGACGACGAGGCCUGGGGCCUAACGCCGCCUGACCCCACGAGGAAAGGCGCCACAGGUCGAGCCCAGUGAGGAGGGGGAAAACCAAGAGAGAUGGAGAGAUAGAGAGAAGAGGAAGAAGAGAGAGAAAGGGAAAGAGGAAGAGUACAGCAUCUCUAUCGACUGUCUGAACUCCUUUACAAACUGCAGCAGUAUGCAACCCUUUGGUGUCUUAUUUAUCUUAGUGCUUGAGGGGUGCAUACUUGAAAAUACACACACACACACACACACACACACACACACACACACACACACACACACACACACACACACACACACACACACACACACAUAAACGUGCACACACACACACAUGAAUUUCUCUGCACUCUAUGCAUACGGGAACAGGCCCAUCUCAACAGAUAAGCCAACCAGCUGGGGUCGGUUGUCCUUGGAGACGGACACAUGCUUGAGAUCAUAAGCUAGUGUACUUAAAAAGAAUCAAAGUUAUGAAAGCACUACACAUGUCCACCUCUGGACUAGAACGAAUCAGAGGAGACAGAGCAGAAAAAAGACACUACAGUGCCAUACCAAUCACUGUGCUUGGUAAUAAAUGUGGCGAGGGAUUUUGUUUACUCCGUAAAGAAAAUGCAAAAAAAAAGAAACACACACUUAAUAGGUGCUUUCACCUUUGAUGUGUGUGAGGGGAGAAAAAAACUCAAAUACCCAAUCCAGCAAGUUUUGAGAAACAGAAAUGUAAUAAUGAUAAAGCACCAUCUUCCACCGGUGUUCUUGGAAACAACUGUUAUUUUAUUUGACAUUUUGUAUUGUCUCAUCUUUCUAAUGGUAUAUAUAAGCCUUUAUAUAUAAUACUGCUUUUGCAUAUGUUCAUUUUUAUGUGUUUUGUUUUCCUUUUUUUCAUUUUGUUGCUCCAGACAUUUGAAUAUGUAUGUACACCUCUCCCAUGCACAGAUACAUGAUUUUAAAGUUUCAUGACAGACCGUCAUCCUUCCUUUCAAAUCUCCCAAACUUCUAAUUAAUUAAACUAUUUACAGAAACCAAGUUAAUGUAGGGCCAUUCUAUACUCCCUACUCACCUCCUAUUGGUGGAGCUCAUUGUAAACAUUUUCCAGAUGAUACAUUUAAUAUUGGGACCACAAAUAUGUUCAUAUGCACACUGCCUUCCCUGUUUCCCGGCACACAUAAACAUACUGUUCCGUUUUCACACACACAUCUUACCCGUUUAAAUACAGUACUGCCCUUGUUAAUAUGUGUGUGAUAGCAGUCAGAUAGCAGGCCAAAUGUUUGACUCAGGGCAUCAUUCCAAGGACCAAAUCUCACCUGACUGGUGAUCACGCCUCUAUCACACUCUCCAUGGAUACUAUAAGCUCUAGCACCAAGCAUCACCAAGCCAUUACUUGUGUUAUCUCAAAGAGGCGCUUUAAUUUUAGCUGCAUCCUUUGGCCAAGAUGGAGAGGGGAGAAAAGGGGUGUGGUUGAUAGUGCCUCGGAAUGGAAAGGCAUACAACAGCAAUAUUCAGAGACAUAACCAUCUUUAGGCACUUGUCCAUCAAAACAAUAUGGGAUGAGUUUUUUGAAAAGUGCUGGACAGUGUAGUGCUAGAUAAGCAAGUGUGGAUGUGUUCUGCGAAUUUCAGCUUACAUUGGCAUCACCACAUUUACAUGUAGGAGUCUGAGUUCCUUUUCCCUGGUCUAACUGUUACAAAUGUAUGUUUCCAUUGUUGCAUUCCUGAAACAUCUCAGUGUGCGCCUUUGAUUAGCGUGGUAGUCUUGUUGCCGUGAUGUCCUCACUCUCGCUUUAAGCCCUGUUGGGAUCCAUGUGUCUCUGGGGCCAGCACCUCAUGAGGGACAAGAAGGCAUGGCGGUUAUGAGCUCAGUCUAUUUAUUGUUCUUAUUUAUUCUCGAUUCCUCAGCUUGUACUUAACCAGUUCUCUUGAGGUGGACUUCAUACUAAACCAGAUUGUGCUGUCACUUCCCUCACCUGACAGUUCUCUUUACUAGUAUGGUGAGAGUUACAUCCAAAAAAAAACAGACUAAGCCUUCUACUUGUGUAAGACAACACACCUAGAGCUGGUGUCCAUGUAAUACACAAUAUAGACAAAAGUACUGAGGCUUCUGCUAAAACUAGACUAGCGAGCCAGGCCCUCUUGACCAACAUCACUGCCUGACCUCCCAAAUGCCCUUCUGAAUUAAUGGGCAAACAUUUCCACAACCACUCUAAAAUCUUGUGGAAAUCCUUCCCAGAAACAGUGGAAGCCAUUACAGGGGAGCUAUUACAGCACCAUAUUAAUACCUAUGUAUUUAGAAUGGGAUGCCAUUGAAAUUCCUGUGGGUGUAAUGGCAGGCGUCCCAAUGCUUUGUCUAUACAGUGUAUCUGUCAAAUGACAAAGAAAUCACAUUACAUGUAUCCCAGUUCAUACAAAUGCCCAGACGCCCAGUACAAUGAGAGGUCUGUUGUGGACACGAUGCAGUGUAACUUUUAGGCCACUUGUGUCACUCUUCCUACCCUACAGAGCUCAGGCAAAGAAUGAUUUUAAAAACACACGGGUGGUUGCUGAUCAGGUCUGUACAGUAUAGACUGCAGCCAUCCACAUGGUUUAUGCAUCAAGGAUAUGCAUGCACUGAUGUCAGGUGGUUUGACAGGGUAUCUUUGGCCUGCAGUCUCUUCAGGUAUUAAAUACGUCCAAGAGUGGCUUAGAAAAACAUGGAGAAUACACAGUUAAGAGUUGACUGUCGUCUGUCCCUAAGUGUAGUUGUCGUCGGGUAUUGUAACAUUCAUUGGGUCAGGACCACAGGAGUCAAGUGCUAUGCGAAAAUGUGUUAUAACUUGUCUGCUUUCAAUAUGAACCACCUCCUGUCUGUACAAUUCAAGAAGCCAUCGUGUGUGUGUGUGUGUGUGUGUGUGUGUGUGUGUGUGUGUGUGUGUGUGUUUGUGUGUGUGCGCGCGCGCGCAUGCAUGCAAGCAUGUGCCUGUUUGUGCGUGUCUACAUAUGUGUGGGUGAAUGUAUGUAUCUGUAUGCACAAAUGUUCAUUUUCUCAAAAUAUGAUGAAAACCAUAUGUUGGGAAACACAGCCAUACCUCUCCAACAGACAAAGUCAAAUAUCAGGUGCUGAGACAGAAAGACAUAGCAAUGUAAUAGCAAUAAUUUCGACAGCAUGAACUUUUAGCUUUAGCUUUAAUCUUGUUCUGGAACAGGCAGACCUGUUUCAACGUAGCAGAGAGCCUACAGCACUGGAGUGGUAAUGAGGGCCCAGGAUAUAUGAAACAUAUAUUGCAUAUCUAUAGUAGUUACACAUAGCAUUUGAUCUGAAGAGAGCGACACGUAUAUGUACAAUUAGUCAAUCAUGUUGUUUUCUCAUUCGGAGACCCAAAGCAUUUAUUGAGACAGGACAUAUAGGCCUAUUUGAUAGAGGUUUAGUAGUUGACAUUUAGUAGAUGUGAAUUUGGACUUUUAAUCCAUCUCGGAUGUGUCGUAUGUACCAUUUUUAUGAAGAAUCUCAACAUUUGGUGACUUGGAAUGUGUACAUUUCUCAAUGCACGUCCUCCUCACAUCUUAUUAUUUCUUGUGCAUCUGUGUUAUUAUUUUUAAGCUUGAUGACUAUGUUUGGGUCUACAUAAUGGGUUAGAAUUUCAUAAUAGAAUGUAUCAUGCUAUUAUUUUAUGUCUGUAUAGUCUUUGUGUUGAAUUUGCUAUAACAGUGUAACUCUUAAUGUACCUUUGAUGUUAUUGUUUGUUGAAAGAAAGAGAGAAAAUCAGACAGAUCUCCAAAUUCAGGGAAUUAAUAAAAAAAAAAACAGCCUUAUAGAUCUCAUGAAAGAUCUCGUUACAUCCCCUAUUUGAAUUUACACUAGGCUAUUGAAAAAGAAAAGUAAUAUUUUUUGACCUAAAUUUUAAUGGCUCGCUGUUUCUGUAUGUCUCUUUUCCAUACUGUUGUUUUGUUCCGUUUUUUGUUUUUGUGUGCCUUGAAACAUCAAUGAUAAAGGGCUUCUCUUUUGCACAGAGGUCGUGGAAAGCUAAUGCAUCACCUGGCAUGUUAGACUAAGUGGACAUGUAGGCUACUUGGAAAGAACAAGACGUUUUAUGCUCAUGCUUUACUCAUUUCUUGAAUCAAGCCAAAUACAUUUUUCUAUUACAUUUACUCAAUUGUUGAAAGCUCUGUUUUGAUUUGUUGUUGCUGUUUUUUUUUUUUUUUUUUUUUCAAAUAUCAUUUUAUAAAGAAAUUUCUUGUUCA
Molecule: messenger RNA, 6293 nt
Organism: Alosa alosa (allis shad)
Lineage: Eukaryota; Metazoa; Chordata; Actinopteri; Clupeiformes; Clupeidae
Product: retinoic acid receptor gamma-A-like
Exons: 8
Coding region: 655-2136 (493 amino acids)
Biological process (GO): cellular response to corticotropin-releasing hormone stimulus; regulation of transcription by RNA polymerase II; retinoic acid receptor signaling pathway
Cellular component (GO): nucleus; transcription regulator complex
Molecular function (GO): nuclear receptor activity; RNA polymerase II cis-regulatory region sequence-specific DNA binding; zinc ion binding
Source: RefSeq, a predicted model, not a curated record